Messenger RNA from Acipenser ruthenus (sterlet), 5896 nucleotides. RefSeq names its product choline O-acetyltransferase-like. NCBI's taxonomy places the organism in Eukaryota, Metazoa, Chordata, Actinopteri, Acipenseriformes, Acipenseridae. The record is from RefSeq and is a predicted model, not a curated record. The transcript has 15 exons. The coding region runs from base 245 to 2167 and encodes 640 amino acids. Gene Ontology annotation, cellular component: neuron projection; cytoplasm. Gene Ontology annotation, biological process: acetylcholine biosynthetic process; neuromuscular synaptic transmission. Gene Ontology annotation, molecular function: choline O-acetyltransferase activity.
UCCAAGCCAGCAAGGCGUGGGAUGCAAGCUUGAUAUAGAGGUGUCUGAAUGGAAAUACCCGGAUAUUUAGCUUACUAUUUUAUUCCUGGACAUUUUUAUUGUCCACUGGAGCCCAAAUUAAACAUGGAAGAGACAACCUCUAAGUACUGAACAACUUUAAAUGUGUCAUCCUAACCUACACCAAGCCACGGACAGGAAACCCUGAGUAUUCUUAGCACUGGCUGGUCUCUCCAUAUCAUCAAGAAUGCCUGUCCUAGAGAAACCCAGGCAAGAACAAGGGAAACCCAAAGGCCAUAAGGACAGCUAUGUGUUACCCAAGCUUCCAGUGCCUCCUUUGCAAAAGACCACAGACAUGUACCUGAAGUGCAUGAAGCAUCUGGUGACAGAGGAGGAGUUCAAGAGGACCAAGGUCAUUGUGGAGAAGUUUAGAGCUCCUGGAGGGACUGGGGAGUUUCUACAACAAAAGCUGCUAGAAAAGAGAGAGAAAACUGAAAACUGGGUAUAUGACUAUUGGCUGGAGGACAUGUACUUGAAUAACAGGUUAGCUCUUCCUGUGAACUCCAGCCCUGCUAUAGUCUUCCCACAACAGAAUUUCCAUGAUCAAAAUGACUUUCUCAGGUUUUCUGCUCAUCUAAUUUCUGGAGUUUUAGAUUACAAAGCUUUACUUGAUGUACAUGCCCUGCCUAUAGAUUAUGCACGAGGGCAGCUGGCAGGGACUCCACUUUGCAUGAAGCAAUACUACAGACUGUUCUCAUCUUACCGCCUGCCUGGCCACAAGAAGGACACCCUGGUAGCUGAGAAGAACAGCGUCAUGCCAGAGCCAGAACAUAUUAUUAUAGCAUGCAAAAACCAGUUCUUUGUUUUAGAUGUUGUGAUAAACUUCCGACGUCUCAGCGAAAGAGAUUUAUUCACUCAGCUAGAGAAAAUACUUAAAAUGGCAGAGAAUGAAGAAGAACGCCUUCCCCCGAUAGGUCUGCUAACAUCCGAUGGAAGAACUGAAUGGGCUGAAUCCAGGGCAGUAAUCAUGAAAGAUUCUACAAAUAGAGACUCGCUAGACAUGAUUGAGCGAUGCCUAUGUCUGGUGUGUUUGGACGAUCCAAGUGGGAAUGAACUCACUGAUACCAGUCGAGCUCUGCAGAUGUUACAUGGAGGGGGCUAUGAUAAAAACAGUGGCAAUCGCUGGUAUGAUAAACCCAUGCAGUUUGUUAUUGGAAUGGAUGGGACCUGUGGCGUUGUUUGUGAGCACUCCCCUUUUGAAGGAAUUGUACUAGUACAGUGCACUGAGCAUCUUCUGAAGUACAUGAAAGGGAGCCCUUCUAAGUUUGUUAGAGCUGCUAGUGUUUGCGAACUUUCUGCUCCUAGAAAGUUACGUUGGAAAUGUUCUCCUGAAGUUCAGGGGCUGUUAGCUUCUUCAGCAGAUAAAUUACAAAGGUUGGUUAGGAAUCUGGACCUAAAUGUUCACAAGUUUAAAGUUUAUGGCAAAGAAUUUAUAAAGAAGCAAAGAAUGAGUCCAGAUGCUUACAUCCAAGUUGCUCUGCAACUGGCAUUUUACAGAUGCCAUGGCAAGCAAGUUCCUACCUAUGAAAGUGCUUCCAUACGUCGCUUUCUGGAGGGAAGAGUGGAUAACAUCCGGUCAGCUACUUAUGAAGCAUUAGAAUUUGCGAAAGCAAUGACUGAUGGAAAAUCCACAGUACCAGAUUCUGAAAAGAUGCAAAGACUCUGGGAUGCAAUUAAUGUUCAGACCAAUUACACUAUCCUUUCCAUUACUGGAAUGGCAAUUGACAAUCACUUACUUGGACUUCGAGAGAUGGCUCAUGAGCUGAAGAUGGAGAAGCCAGAGAUAUUUACAGAUGAAACUUUCUUAAAAAGCAAUUGCUUUAUCCUUUCAACAAGCCAAGUUCCCACCACAGUAGAGAUGUUCUGCUGCUAUGGUCCUGUGGUCCCCAAUGGCUAUGGUGCCUGCUACAAUCCUCAAUCAGAUCACAUCAUCUUCUGCAUUUCAAGUUUCAGAGACUGUAAGGAAACCUGUUCCACCGUCUUUGCAAAAGCUAUAGAGGAGUGUCUGGUUGAGAUGAGAGAUUUGUGCAGUAAGUACAACAUGGCAGCCAAGACCGCUGAUAAAAAGGAAGGAGCAGACAAACAUGUGAAAAAUGGAAGCAAAUCAUAAUAUAAUAUCGUAAAACCCAAACACCUUACUGUUCAGGUACUCCUGACAACUCAAUCUGCUUAUCCAUACUUCUGGUGUACAUACUGACUAAAGCGUGCAAGAAAUCAUGGUUCUUUUUUUUAAAUUAUUUUUUUGAGACUUUAUACAGUUAACAUAGAUGUUAUAGGGCAUUGCUUUUUAUACAUUUCUGUAUUGUAUAUAUAUAUAUAUAUAUAUAUAUAUAUAUAUAUAUAUAUAUGCAUUUGUGUAUUUAUUUAAUUAUUCAUUAAUUUCUUCCACUGAUCUGGUUGGUCCAACCAGUAAUGGGACCAUAUUGCUUUUCAGCAUCAAGGCUGAAUGUUAAGGCCAUGUUGUCUUCUAAAUAAAGACUGAGCUGGGUUUAUACAUGUCAAAUCACCCAGUUCCGCACAGGGCAUCAACCUCUGCAGCCUCUGUGGAAUGACCUAGUUUGCUGAUAUAACUAUAUCACUGUACUAUAUAUGCAAAUGUAUACUAAUUCACAUUUGACAAGGAAAUCUCUCAGUACUAAAUGAUUGGAUUAGCUGGAGCAGGGUGUAGAAAAAAAAAAGAAUUAACAAUUUAAAACAUAAAAUUGUUAAAUGUUAAAUUGAUAUAUUUAAAAAAAAGGCUUUUAAGUACUAUUCGAAGCAAAGCUUAGUGGCUUAGUCAUUGUAUAUAAAGUAAUGUAUAAGUACAUUGGUAAUACCAGCAUGCAAGUAUAUGUAUUACGAUAUUAAGGUUAAAAAUAAUUUAGAACAAGGGUUAUGUUGUUAUUUAUUGGAAUGUAUCAAUUUGGGUUGGAUAAUCUCAGAAAUUUUAACUUUAACAGUAACAUAUGCACCAUGGUAAAGCUUAAAGGUUCAGUGACAAACUUUCCGGUUCUCAUAAUGAACAAAUGCACCAAUAAAAUCUACUUAAAUGUACCUACAGUAAAACUAGUCAAUUUUAGUAUGCUAACCACCAGUUCUUAUUAACAUUAGUGCAUAGUAAUUCAAACAAAAUAAUAUACAUAGAUUAUAGCACUUUACAUAUACCUGUAGGUACUGCACCUUAACACUAGUUGAGCGAAAGGUUAUAUCCACAUGAUACUGGCUACCAAAGAGGAUUUUUUUUUUAUUGAUGUGUUAUUUGUGUUAUGUUUUUCCUUAAAUAUUAGUUUAAGUAAAAAGCAUACAAUUUACACUCUCAUGUCAUGUAAUAUACAAUAUCAUGUAAAUAUACAGUAUAUAUUUGUCUACAUUUCAUCCAGGGUACUGUAUUUCUCUGUUGUGUUAUGUGUUUACCAUGUGAAUGGUGCAGUAUAAACUAGCUAGUUAUUUACAAUUUAUAAAGAAUAUUUAAUGUUACUUUAACAAUACCUCCUGCAGCAACAGUAAAGAAUGACAUUGAUCAUAAAAACAGGACUCAUUUAUGCAUUAUAAGGAUGCUUUCUGCUCAUUUUGGAUACAGGUAAUAUUUUAACCUGUUUUUUUUUUUGUUUGUUUUUUCCUCCUAAAACUAUUCAUGCUUUCAUAAGGUUGAUAUACACGAUGCUACAGUACAUUCAUCCAACUUUUGAAUGCAGUUCUGUGUAUCUGCCUGCUGCUGUUUUGAUAAUUAGCUGGUUGAUGCAUGAUAUAAGUUAUAGUUUGAAAGUAGAAAUCCUUCAGACUCCAUAAACCACAAAAAAUGUUGUCUCUGACUUUAGGUGUAGAUAUACUGUCCAAUUUGUUGCAUACAGUACUAACUGUAAUAUCCUAUAAAGUUGGAUUAAUGUGGUAUGUAUCUAUUUUGUGCAAUAUGUAAAACAAAUGUUGUAAAAUAUAGAGUUGUCAUGCUGUAUGUAAGUGCAUUAGCUCUGAACAGUAGCAGAUUGUAACAAAGAAAAGCUAGCAGCAAUGCAUUUUUACCUGCUAAUACAGAAGCCACGUAAAAUGGCUUUCAGUCAGUUCCAUUGUGUUUCCUGUAAUUUAUAUAGCUUUAAUGAAUGAGAAGAUAAUAUAAGAAAUAACUAUUUAUUACAUAUUUAUUUUUUCAAAAUGACAAAACAUAUUUAUGUUUAUAUCUACCUAUGCAAGCAAAUAAUUACCGAACAUAGGAUAUAUGAUAUAGUUUUCCAAUUGAAUUCUGUAGUCAGUCGGUUUCCUAUUUCAAAGUAAAUGUCACAUCAGAAAUAUGUAGCAUGUCUCUUGUAGCCUGACAUUUGGAAUGAAUCAGUCCUCAAAACAAAUCAUUCUGACAUUCUCGCCAAUGUUAGGUCAAGGAUCUAAUAAAUUAGACUACAAAGGGUCAAGCAUAAAAACAGCAUUUUCCAGAUUCAAUCUUACAAUCUGUGUGUGUGUUAAAGUAAAGAAGCAUGAGACAACUGUGUAUCCCAGUGCUCAUGAAAAAGUAGUACCACAUCUGUCUGUACCUGUACCAAUGUAAACCUGGAAGCCACCUGGUAUUUGAUGUGUACCUAAAACUUUACUUAUUUUUAUAAUAUAUAAAAAUGACCCUUCUUUACAAUGGUCUGCAGAAUUCAAUUAGAAAUUGCAAGUUAUGUGCAACCAUUAUAUAUUUUCAUGAUGAUUGUCUAUUUGAAAUGGCUUUGUUUUAAAGGCUGUUUAUCAUAAGAGUCAUAUCUGGACACUAACUUCUCCAUAUAAACCAAAAUACAAGAUCACAUACCAUUAGUUAUUUUAUAUAAAAGCUUACAGUUGAUUUGCUUUGCAAAAAUUAUUUCAAUGCUCACUGUUCUAUAUUUUAUUGUACUGUAAAAAAGUAUGCUAAUGUAGCCAUGCCUUAAAUGCUACAUACAAUGUACACUGAAAAAAGUCUUUCUUGUUGUUUUUCUAUUUGACUAUUGAGGAUAAUGAAUGCAAUAACAAGAUGGCACAUUAUUUAUUUAACUUGCAUUCAUUUAUUUGCUAGAUAACAGAAUGGCGCAGAGUUAUAUUUAUAGAAAACCGAGUCAUUAAUAAGGUUGUAAAGCAAUAAAGUGACUGCAGCAACUGUAUUUGGCAGAUGCUCAUCUAUGGCUGUUUCUGCAGCAUGAAAUGUUUGCCGUUUUUUGGUGUAUUAAGGAUUUACCCUGCUAACUUUUAUUUAGUUGGCAAACAUUAUAAAAAACAUGUCAGUAACAUACACAUCACAGCUGUAAAUACAAAAUCAAAACGAUCAUGAAAAAACAAACCCCCACGACUUACAUGCAGUGAUGUUAAAAUGUGUACCAUAGGUAUACAGCAUAGACAUCAAGAAAGGGUUUGCCAUACAAAUGUGAUAAGCCAUUCUCUAGAUGCUGUAAUGUACUGUGCUGUAUUUUCGUCCAUUAUAUCCUUAUACAAUUAAAAAUCUAAUACCAAUAUGUAAUUUGGAAGGUGCAAUACCACUGUCCAUUAACACUUAUGUCUGGAAGUGUAACGUGUGGCAAGCUGUUCUGUACGUAUUAUGUUGUGCAAACUGUGUGGCAUGUAGAGGGUUUGAAAACCGCAAACAUUUCUGGUUUUACAGUAUAUUAAAUUAUGAUUACUUCACCCAGUACAACAUUGUCAAUGAUCCUUCAUACUGUUUUUCAACAAUAUUUUAUUUUUGUAACAUAGAUGAUAUAAUAUUAGAUGCAUUUUUUAUUAGAGUGUGUGAUAUUUGUUGAUAUACAUUGUUGUUUGCGUCUAUGGUGCCAAGUAGUGUAUUUCUGUCUGAUGUAUUUUCAUCUGGAUGUUUAAAGUAAAGAUAUGCUGUCCUUUCUGACAAUAAAUCAAAUCAGGAUGA